AUGAUGCUGCUGCCUUUGGCUAGAAUUGGAUCUUGGCUACAACCUUGCAGGCGCCGUAAAUCUCACGGUGAGAUCUCACGUAAGGCGAAUAGACGUGUCCAUUACGCCGACUGCGAUCCCGUAAACGACAUUGAACAUCUCCCUCCCGUCAUUGGCAAGAACAAUACCGUCCUCUUUGUCGCCAACGUUGAGCACGAUCUCUCUAAUGUUCAGGUUGCGACCGUGUUCUCCCUCCUCGAACGCCACCCAGGAAUCACUGUCCACUUUGCAUCUUGGUCCAAGAUCAAGCCCAAGAUCGAGAGAAUUUCCGACUACGCGCGCAAGAAGACGCCCCAAACUCAUCCUGCUAUCUUCCAUGAGCUACCGGGGCGAAAUUCCUCAUUGAGCUGGAUGCAGCCUCCAGGUGUCGCAGGGCUGAAGGGUCUCAAUAAGGAUAUGGCGCAAUUCAUCUUACCAUGGUCGGGGAAAGACCAUCUCCCGAUAUACGAGAGCGUGAGAGCGCUUAUUCGGUAUAUCGAUCCUGCCCUCGUGGUGCUUGAUAUGUUUCAUCGACCGGGAAUGGAUGCAACGCGGGGAGAUGGGCGCCUACACGCAAUCCUAUCACCGAACGUUCUAGCUGACUGUUUCAACGGUGAUCAGCCAUGGCUGAAGGGAUUUUGGAAGUUCUCAGCAAUUGGCUCCGGUCACGACUUUCCAGUUCCUUGGCGUGAUAUCCCCACGAACAUCUACCAAAUGGGAAGCUUCGCUUGGACCAUGAUGUUCAAUGCAGAGCUCAAUGAAAGGCGCAAGUUUCUCGCCAGUCAUGGAUUACAAGACCCAAUCAACUUCUUCAAUAUUCAUCAACCUGGAAAGGGUGCAUUCAUUACCCAACACACUGCCGUAGCAGCCAUCCCCCUCGAUGUCGUUCCCGCCAAUGUCACUGCGACAGGUCCCAUUGUCAUAUCAAUUGCAUCGGUGGAGGAACAGGACCCCGAGCUAGCGGCCUGGUUGGCGAUGGCACCGACUGUGCUCUCAGCCCGAGAUAUGGCCGGCGCGUUAAAGAUCGUCAUGGAGCGUACGGAUGUUCAAGUUCUUUGGAAGCUCAACAGAGCUGCUAGUCUCAAGGCCUCAGAUUGGAAGCCAUUGUGGUUGACUGUUAAUCCUACGGCGUUGCUUGAGACGGGAAACAUUAUCGUUUCGGUUCAUCAUGGCGGUGCGAACUGUUACCACGAAGCCAUUGAUACCGGCGUACCGCAACUCAUCCUGCCUGCCUGGCUAGAUCUCUACAACUACGCUGCACGCGGGGAGGCAAUCGAAAUCGGAGUUUGGGGUAACAAACAAUCAGCGCCUGGUUUCUCACUAAUCGAGCUCAGCAACGCAUUUUUAAAACUGGUCGACGGCGGCUCUACCAGCCUAUUGAUGAGUCAAAACGCAAAGAAGAUUCAGGGAACUCUAUACCGCCCUGGCCGCGAUGUUGCAGCUGAUGAAAUCGCAAGGCUUGCAGCGUUGGGCUAUUAA
Colletotrichum godetiae is the source of this 1497-nucleotide messenger RNA. RefSeq lists its product as uncharacterized. The record is from RefSeq and is a predicted model, not a curated record. The transcript is spliced from 7 exons. Bases 1 to 1497 code for a protein of 498 amino acids. Lineage: Eukaryota; Fungi; Ascomycota; Sordariomycetes; Glomerellales; Glomerellaceae.